AUGACGGCAGGGUCCGGCAACGUUGGGUCUGCAGUGGCAUCUUCGAUGAACUUAAUGACAAACGCAAGCGAACCUAUGGGAAGCGAAGCUGGAGUCACGGCCUUCAAGAUGGAGAAUACUCACGACAUGAUGUACUAUCAGAAUGGUACAAGUGAAAUCAACCAUAAUUCAGACGGUUUUCUGUCGUCGAUAUUAAAUGAUGAUGACCUGCAGCUGAUGGACAUGGCCAUGAAUGAAGGGAAUCAUAACUGA
Molecule: messenger RNA, 252 nt
Organism: Nezara viridula (southern green stink bug)
Lineage: Eukaryota; Metazoa; Arthropoda; Insecta; Hemiptera; Pentatomidae
Source: the annotation of a GenBank genome assembly